CGGCAAACGAAUCGCGACGAAAUCGCACAAAAAAAUUUCGAGUUCAAGUAGCAAGAUGGGCUGCGAUAUCGCGGCGAGUGUCCUCGAAUUAUCCGCGUUGGCGCUGGCGGUUAAUUUGGUGGCGAGCGCUAGCGCUUCGGUGCCCAAACCGAGGAAUCCCGACGCCCAGAACAAAUCCAAGAGUCUCAUACCCGAAAAUUACAUCAAAGAAAUAAGACCGCCGACGAUCGAAGGGAAACCGAUCGAAGUGGAUUUCUCCAUAAGGGUCAUGGACAUCAACUCGAUUAACGUGGAAGAUAUGGAUUUUCGUAUGGAUAUGUUCCUGAAGCAGGAAUGGCAGGACGCGAGGAUCAAAAUACCGGAGGAAAUGUUCGAAUACGGCGACGAUUCGGUCACGUUGCCCUCCUCGUUUUUCGACAACAUGUGGCAGCCUGAUUUGUAUUUUCUAAACUCCAAAGUAGUCGAAAUCGCGACUCUGACCCACAAAUUCUCAUCGGUAACCCUGUUCAAAAACAAGACGAUUCGAUACGCGGCCCGGAUGCACGCGAUAGUCGCCUGCCAAAUGGAAUUCUACCAUUAUCCGAUGGACACCCAAGUGUGUCCCAUAGCAGUGGAAAGUUUUUCGUACAACAGCAACAAAAUGCUGCUGAGAUGGCACGGACCCGGCGUGACGAUCAUACCGGAACUGAAGCUGCUCCAGUACAACAUCCUGCCGUUGAUUUUGGAAGAGAGUUUCGCCUACACCGUGGAGAAGAACGGUAACUUUUCCAGAUUGCUGGUGUACUUUCGGUUCGAACGGCAAAUCGGCCACCACUUGAUCCAGACCUUCGCCCCGUCGACUUUGGUGGUGGUGCUGUCUUGGUUCAGUUUCUACUUGCAACUCGACGCCAUACCGGCCAGAGUGACCCUGCUGGUCACGUGUCUGCUCACACUGGUCACCAUGUUCACCGGACUUAGGACCGAUAUACCGGCGGUGGCCUACAUCAAGGCUUUGGAUCUCUGGAUGGCUGGGUGUAUGAUAUCGGUUUUCGCGGCUUUGGGUGAAUUCGUUAUCGUGAAGGUUCUGUACGGGAAGUACAACGAAAUGAAAGCUAAAGAAAAGCUGUUGAAUAAAGCUGUAGAAGAGGAAAAGGAAACUGGAUUAGUGCAAUGGCGGGAACCAUUUCCGAAAUCGAUUCGGAAUUUCCGGUACAAUCACAUCAACAAAGAGAAAUUCAUCAGUCUCAGUUGGAAAACGAAGGAAGGUAAAGAGAAGAUAAUGUGGAAGGAAAUCGACCGAGUGGCCAGGAUGGUUUUCCCUUCGUUUUUCUUCUGCUUUUCAUUGAUGUAUUGGAUUAUAUUAAUUUUCGGUAGCGGAUGAAUUGUAUCAAAUAAAUUGUUUUCUAAUUUUA
This is a messenger RNA of Phyllotreta striolata, 1391 nucleotides long. NCBI's taxonomy places the organism in Eukaryota, Metazoa, Arthropoda, Insecta, Coleoptera, Chrysomelidae. The record is from the annotation of a GenBank genome assembly.